AUGGGGGAUGCAUUGGGAAAACUUUGUUCGCCGUCGAGCGUUCAGGCAGUGGGUUCUGUUCUCGACCGAGUCAUUUCACAGCCCAGUAGCGAAGAUCAUACUGUUCUUUAUAAACUGGCAGAUUAUAAAAAAGGUGGAUUACUUCUGGAAUCCUACACAAAAGGUGGCAUGGCAGCAGCAGAGAGAUUAAUACGUGAGGAAUUUUCAGCUUACAUGUAUGCAGGUGGUCGUGGUAGAGUCAUCAAUAGAGCCGAAUAUUUGCGAUGGAAAUUUAGAGAUCAAGAACAGGUAGUGCUUCCGAUAGAAGCGUCGCUAUCUCCACAUGAUCCACUUGCAAAGUGGGAAGACCACACCGCGUGCUGGCAAAUGAGUUAUCGUGGUGCGCUCGGGGAGUCUCUUUUACACGUACUCAUUAUUUGUGAUACAAAGAUACACACUCGUCUAGCAAGGACACUUGUGAAAUGCUUCCCAAAACUUUCCUUGGAUGUUGUAGAAGGUGAAGAAUAUUUAGGAGCAAGUUCUUUGCAUUUGGCCAUCGCAUACAGCAAUAAUGAAUUAGUCCAAGAUCUAGUAGAAGCCGGUGCAGAUGUCAGUCAGAAAGCUAUUGGGAGUUUUUUUCUUCCAAGGGACCAACAAAGAGUGCCUCCUGCUCGACAGACCAAUUAUGAAGGCCUUGCGUAUUUGGGAGAGUAUCCUCUAGCGUGGGCAGCUUGUUGCUCAAAUGAAGCUGUCUAUAAUUUACUUGUAGAUUCUGGAGCAGAUCCUGAUGCUCAAGAUUCGUUUGGAAACAUGAUACUCCACAUGGUUGUAGUAUGUGAUAAAUUGGACAUGUUCGGCUAUGCUCUACGCCAUCCAAGAUUGCCAGCAAGUAACGGUCGGCAAAAUAAAGCCGGCUUUACGCCUUUGACAUUGGCUUGCCAAUUGGGCAGAGCUUCUGUAUUUAGAGAAAUGUUAGAGCUAUCCUCUAGAGAGUUCUGGAGAUAUUCUAACAUCACGUGCUCUGCGUAUCCCCUAAAUGCUUUGGAUACUUUGUUACCUGAUGGUAGAACUAAUUGGAAUUCAGCGCUCUUUAUUAUAUUGAACGGGACGAAACAAGAACAUUUAAAUAUGUUGGAUGGAGGCAUAAUUCAAAGAUUGUUAGAAGAAAAAUGGAAGACGUUUGCAAGGACGAAGUUUCUUAAGCGUCUCCUCAUUUUAAUGCUGCAUCUUUUACUACUAUCUGUGUCGGUAUACCUUCGACAUAGUAGUCUAGAAGCGGAUGCUCAUCCCAACUGGGGUCUUGAAGCAGACGACGCAAGAAGUGGCAUACGACUAUCGACAGAGUUGGGCACUAUUAUAAGCACACUGUGCUAUAUUAUCCUACAACAAGGUGAUGAAAUUAAAAACCAAGGACUAAUUGCUUAUUUUAAACAAUUGAUUCACGAACCAGCAAAAUUCAUAUUUCUGGCAUCAAACAUUCUUCUUUUAGCGUGUAUACCAGCACGCUUGAGUCUAAAGACUACGCUGGAGGAAGCGAUCCUCAUAUUUGUUCUUCCAGGGUCCUGGUUCUUGCUCAUGUUUUUCGCUGGUGCAGUGAAAUUGACUGGUCCAUUCGUGACAAUGAUAUACAGCAUGAUCACUGGCGACAUGUUUACUUUUGGAUUUCCUAAUGUUCAGUCAACAUUAUUUUCCAGUUAUCCCAGCACGUGGAUGGCUUUGUUCCAAAUUACUUUAGGAGAUUACAGCUACACAGAUUUGGGCCAGACAACGUAUCCAAAUCUGGCGAAAACCGUAUUCGCAUUAUUCAUGGUGUUUGUCCCCAUACUACUGCUGAACAUGUUGAUCGCCAUGAUGGGGAACACAUACGCGCAUGUUAUUGAGCAAUCCGAAAAGGAAUGGGUAAAGCAGUGGGCAAAAAUUGUAGUGUCAUUGGAGAGAUCAGUAUCACAGGAAGACGCCCACAGAUACCUUCAGGAGUACUCCAUCGGACUUGGUCCAUCGGAUGACCCUCGAUAUGAGCAACGUGGUGUAAUGGUUAUUAAGAGUAAAGCGAAAACUAGGGCUAAACAACGAAAAGGAGCGCUCGCUAAUUGGAAACGUGUUGGAAAAGUAACCAUAUCAGAGUUACGUAAAAGAGGAAUCAGUGGUGAAGAGUUGCGACGCCUCAUGUGGGGACGCGUAUCUAUUUCUACUCCCACUAAAGCUCCCUUACCCUGUGUACCGCCUCCCGAGUUAAUAGGCACAGCAGAUGGACCAGGCACAGGUGUCGGUCCUGCACUUUCUUCCGCUCUUAAUGUAAUGGCCUUUACACAUGAUCUUGAUCUCACAAAAUCUUCAAAUACUCAAAAACAGCCAACACCAGAUUUACUCGUGAAUGGACAAACUCCAAAAACGCUACAAUCAUCACUGAACCAAACGACAAUAAGCCAAGCGGCUUCACCACAUCUCCUUCCUGUGACACCUACUCAACAAUUAACAAAAUCAGGCUUAGAAGUACAAAUGCCUUCAAAGGUGACAGGGCCUGGGCAGACGUCCGGUGAUGUAUUUUGCCCAACACCGAAAGAAAUGGAUAUUCUAGGAAUCAGUCUUCCAUCCCAAGAUACUCAGAGGACCCAAAUUGCAAAAACUACUGAUACCAUAAAUGAAAAGGUAUAUAGGGAUUAUCUACACGAGUUAAUGAGGAUAGAACAAACUCUAGGUCCUAAUAAUCCGGAAGUGAAAAAAUUAGCAGAACAAGCAGCAGACCUGAGUGAUGUGCCAGAAAUUGACAUUAAUAUGUCUACGACAGCUAAAUCAGCUCGUCUAGUGGUGGCGGGCGCGGUGUCCGGUUUGUUCGGGGUCGCGGCAGACGCACCACCGCCGGACUCGUGGCGCAGAGAGCGACAAGAACACACUGACAGUGAUCCUGUAUCAGACACUGUGGUAUUGGGUCGAGCAGCGCGCGCUCGUCGGGCACGUUCGGCCUCUCGGCGCGCGCAACCUCCAUCACCACAUCUAUACGUUCCUGCUAGAUCUAUGUAUUUGGUGGCGUCAGAGAGUAGUGCAGUUGAAAGCGACGUACCGUUGGAGGAUCAGCUCAGUUCAGGAAACAACUCUGCAAUUGGCGGCAGGUUAGAUGAAAGAAUGCGAGCUGCCAGGCCGUUAUGUAUACAACAUGCGACAGGGCAAGCACAAGUAGAGCACUCUUUGUUCCUUGUUGAAGGUCCUGGAAGUGGCGGAGAAGUAGAAAGUGCUCCAAUACCUCAAAAAUCAAUAUUAAAAAAGACAAGACCAAAAACUGCAAGACCUCGUCGUAAUAGGGUUUCGCCAAUUCAAGAGACUGGUAGUCCUUUGGAGCCUUGGGCUACUGCAUCUCUGUCCCGUCUUUCGCGAUUGAUAAGAUCGUUCAGCGGCUCGUCACUCGCCUCGCACGAAUCCGAAGAGAAUUCACCACAAAAAUAU
Molecule: messenger RNA, 3420 nt
Organism: Brenthis ino (lesser marbled fritillary)
Lineage: Eukaryota; Metazoa; Arthropoda; Insecta; Lepidoptera; Nymphalidae
Source: the annotation of a GenBank genome assembly